Messenger RNA from Pelobates fuscus (common spadefoot toad), 2271 nucleotides. RefSeq names its product SUV39H1 histone lysine methyltransferase (gene SUV39H1). Gene Ontology annotation, cellular component: nucleus. Bases 22 to 1287 code for a protein of 421 amino acids. The record is from RefSeq and is a predicted model, not a curated record. NCBI's taxonomy places the organism in Eukaryota, Metazoa, Chordata, Amphibia, Anura, Pelobatidae. Gene Ontology annotation, molecular function: protein binding; histone H3K9 methyltransferase activity; zinc ion binding. The transcript has 6 exons.
CACGACCCCGGCCCGGGAAACAUGGCGGAAAAUUCAAAGGGAUGUGUGGUGCCAUGUCUAUAUACAGAAUCCGAUCUCCAGGAGCUGUGCCGUGCUGAGAGCGUGCGCUGUGGCACCCUCGGUGUGAAUCGCAAAAAUAUCUGUAACUUCGAGGUGGAAUAUCUCUGCGACUAUAAGAGAGUGCAGGAUGAAGAAUUGUACCUGGUGAAGUGGAAAGGAUACCCUUACUCAGAGUGCUCCUGGGAGCCCCGCCAUCACCUCAAGUGUUUCAACCUCCUUAAGCAGUUCCACAGGGACCUGGAGCGGGAGCUUCUGCGGAGGGCGAAGGCUCCUGGUGGUUCUGGGAGUAAAAAGCUAACUGGACGUUGCCCUCGAAGGCUAGAUCCAAGCCUUUCCCAUCACUUGGUUCUGAAAGCCAAGCAGCGGCAGCGCUUACGGCAGUGGGAGCACCAACUAAACGCGAAGCGCUCCCACCCUGGCCAAAUAUUAGUGGAGAAUGAGGUGGACCUGGAGGGUCCCCCGAAAGACUUUGUGUACAUCAAUGAGUACAAGGUGGGAGAAGGGGUGACGCUCAGCCACUUUGCAGUGGGCUGUAAGUGCCGUGACUGUUUCACAGAUGAGGGUGGCUGCUGUCCUGGGUCUUUCCAGCACAAGUUUGCCUACAAUGAUGAGGGGCAGGUGAAGUUGAAAGCUGGCUACCCGAUCUAUGAGUGCAACUCUUACUGCCGCUGCGGCCCCUCCUGCCCUAAUCGUGUAGUGCAAAAGGGAAUCCAGUACAAACUGUGCAUUUUCAGGACAUCCAAUGGCAGGGGCUGGGGAGUUCGCACGCUGGAGAAGAUCCGCAAGAACAGCUUUGUCAUGGAAUACGUUGGCGAGAUCAUUACCUCGGAUGAGGCAGAACGCAGGGGACAGAUCUAUGACAGACAGGGCGCCACCUACCUGUUUGACUUGGAUUAUGUGGAGGAUAUAUAUACGGUUGAUGCUGCUCACUAUGGAAACAUCUCUCACUUUGUUAAUCACAGUUGCCGGCCAAACCUGCAGGUCUACAACAUCUUCAUUGAUAAUCAGGACGAGCGAUUGCCUCGGAUUGCAUUCUUCGCCACACGCACCAUCCGCACAGGAGAGGAACUUACAUUUGAUUAUAACAUGCACGUGGAUCCAGUAGAUGUGGAAAGUACCAAAAUGGAUUCUAACUUUGGUCUAGCAGGGCUCACAGGAUCUCCAAAGAAGAGAGUGCGAGUGGAGUGCAAGUGUGGCACCAACAGUUGCCGUAAAUACCUCUUUUGAGGCAUGUGUGAAGGGUUGCCACACACAAACACCGCGGCCUGGGACUUUAUGCUGCUUUGAGAGGGCAGAUGUGGCCUCUUCCCCCACUUGUUCCAGGCGCAAUCUAGUGUCUUGACCCCGCUGUAUGAAAUAUCUGGUGCUAAUGAAUAUGUAAAGGGUUUUUAAACUUGGUUCGUUCUGCAAGCUCUUUAGCAACGAUUUGAUUUUCCGAGCUUGGUGAAACGUGACUUUGGCCAUUUUUACUUGAACGGCUGCUUUGUAUGAGACGUCCUGCGGGCCUAGUCUGAACACAGUGCCCACUCUAAACUUUGCAGUUACCAGCAGGAUAGUUUUUAACACCACCAAUUCUUGAUGGGCAGCAGCUUUUUAUCAAAGUACUUUUAUUUUAUUUUUAGGUCUGAUUUUUUUUUUUUUUACUGUAAAUAUAAAGUUGAGUAACCAACCCUUGUACUUUUGUAAAUAAAGGGAAUUGGACGGGGACUAGACAAAGCUGUGGGAGGGCGGAGGGUGGAGUGGGAUAUAAUUUGCCUAUUGUGUAUAAUUAGGCCACUGCCACAUAAUCUGGGAUAUCUGAGAAAAAUUGAGGGACCAUCUCUCCUUUAUCACCAGAGAUCUUUAACAAACUGCCAAGAACCUCCAGCUUGAUGUACAGUGCCAUCACAGCGUGGUUUUAAAAGUGGGAAAUUGCAGUUGCUGAUCACAGGAAGGACCUUUCCUUGCAGCUGGAAGGGUGUGUGUCUCCUCGUCCUCCACACCGUUCCUGCAUUUGAUGCGGACUAUGUGACUUGCAGUCCGGGUGCAUCCUGAGAGAGCCUGUCCUACCAUCUCUGAGUGCUCAGUGCCUGUAUGGCAUGUAUCCUCUUUAAAGAUUAUAUAAUGUUAAGUUUACAUUAUCCUGUUCUAUAAGGGCUGUGCAUCUAGUAUUUUAAUCUAAUUUGCAGGUAACCUCCUGUGCACAUAACAUUAAUAAUGUUGAAUUCUUCC